This is a messenger RNA of Cryptotermes secundus, 2441 nucleotides long. It is a transcript of the gene Eaat1, whose product is annotated as excitatory amino acid transporter 3. NCBI's taxonomy places the organism in Eukaryota, Metazoa, Arthropoda, Insecta, Blattodea, Kalotermitidae. Gene Ontology annotation, biological process: L-glutamate transmembrane transport. The transcript is spliced from 9 exons. Gene Ontology annotation, cellular component: plasma membrane. The coding region runs from base 221 to 1759 and encodes 512 amino acids. The record is from RefSeq and is a predicted model, not a curated record. Gene Ontology annotation, molecular function: L-glutamate transmembrane transporter activity; glutamate:sodium symporter activity; neutral L-amino acid transmembrane transporter activity.
UGAGAGAGUGGUCCAGUGGCUGUUCUGCUCUCCACGCUGUCAGACGCGUCGGAAAAAUCUUUAUUGGUAUUUUUAAUUUUGUAUCAUUUUUCGCGCUGUUGCUAAAAGCAAGUCGAUAGAGUGACAGGAAGUACUGACAGUUCAUAAACUUGUGGUGUUUAUGGAGAAGCAUCAUUUAUUUACGGAGUUACCUGCCUGAUUAAUUUCGUUACCUACAGACAUGCCUGAAAAAUUAUCAGAGACGAGUCCGCUGUCUGAAGAACUUCCUUCUCCACUCGAAUCUCGGCGCAGCAAUCGGAGAAACAUGGCGAACACUGCGCGGAAGCGCAUCAAGAGCUUCUUGCGUGGCAAUCUGCUGACGCUUCUCACCGUCAUUGGAGUUUUUGGUGGCGCCAUUCUUGGGGUUAUUUUGCGCCAAACAAGGGAAGACAAAUGGACAGAACGAGAGAUCAUGUAUGUGUCUUACUUCGGGGACAUAUUUCUUCAGAUGCUGAAAUCCCUCAUCCUUCCCUUGAUUGUUGCGUCAAUCAUCAGCGCGAUCGGUGGACUGGAUUUGUCUCUUUCUGGAAAAAUUGGUGCCAGGGCCAUUGUGUACUAUUUCUGCACGACUGUAUCUGCUGUCGUCCUAGGCAUGAUCCUGGUCAGCGUUAUUCAUCCUGGAAGGGGAGACGCGUCAGAAAUCAGCAAAUCAGGAACAUCCAGAAAUGUCACCACGGUUGACACUCUGCUCGAUCUUGUCAGGAAUAUGUUUCCUCCCAAUCUGGUUCAAGCUUGCAUCGCCCAGUAUCAGACGGUUCUUACUCCUGAUGAAAGUAUCACAGCCAUGAAUUAUACAAUGCUGGAUUGGAAAAUUAGCCACAGAUUUGUAACUGGGACCAACAUACUGGGUCUAGUAGUGUUUGCAACUGUUCUUGGCAUAACUUUGGCGAAGAUGGCAGAGAAAGGGAAACCACUGCUGAUCUUCUUUGAAACGCUUGGCGGUGCUAUGUUGAUCAUCACAUACUGGGUGAUUUGGAUUUCACCAAUUGGUAUAUUCUUCCUUGUUGCUGCAAAGGUGCUUGAAAUGGAAAGUUUUGAAGUUAUUGUUGGACAGCUGGGGAUGUAUUUCACAACUGUGUUGCUAGGACUGUUUAUACAUGGGUUUGUAGUUAUCCCACUCUACUACAGCAUCUGCACAAGGAAGCUGCCCUUCCGCUUCAUAGUAAAUAUGUCACAGGCUCUCUUCACUGCAUUUGGCACAGGAUCCAGCAAUGCAACUCUUCCAAUUUCAAUGAGCUGUCUGGAAGAAAAAAAUGAAGUUGAUCCAAGAGUUGUGCGGUUUGUUAUGCCUAUUGGUGCCACAAUAAACAUGGAUGGUACCGCACUGUAUGAGGCUGUGGCUGCUAUUUUUAUCUCACAAGUACGCAAUAUGACACUCAGUAUAGGACAGCUACUUGCAAUGAGCAUAACUGCUACUGCAGCCAGUAUUGGAGCAGCAGGCAUUCCCCAGGCAGGUCUGGUCACCAUGGUUAUGGUUCUAGACACUGUUGGUCUCCCACCUGAAGAUGUCACACUCAUCAUCGCUGUUGAUUGGCUCUUAGAUCGUUUCCGUACCACAAUCAAUGUACUGGGAGACUCUAUUGGAGCAGGCAUUGUGGACCACUUGAGCAAGUCAGAGCUCCUGAAACUUGGGCAACCAAAUCCAGAUACAGACAAAGUUGGUUCACAAAAUGGGGAAGUCAAUGCAGAAGAGGCGGAAUGGCAUACUACAGCCAUGUGAACUACAUUAUGAUAUAAUUAGUUGCAAAGUAACUGUUAUCACGUUAUAAAGUACAACAUUAAUUUUUGACAUUUAUAAUCAUUAAUGAAAUAUUCAUUACUAACAAACAACCGAUGGUCGAAAAUUAAUGUAGCAUUCAGUGUGAUUUGACAGCUGGCCACAUAUUUGGUCGACUGCCAUGGAGGAAGGAGUUUGAUUGAUUUACUGACUGGCUGAGAAACUGUGAUCUGGAAGUUUGUGUGGUUUCCAUCACUCUUCUGCUUUUUACAUCACAACUACUUCAGUCUUAUUCUGCACAAUAUGUAUGUACUUAGUCAUGAUUGAUAUAAGGUGAUGAUCUGGAUUGAAGAGCAGAGACACAAAUGUAUUAAUACCAAUGCGUAACAAUGAUAUACAAAUGAAUAUCCACUGCUUAAUAUUACAGUAGUGUUGAAAAUUACAGAAUUUCAAUCAUGAUCUAACACUUCAUCAACUAAAAUACUGUAUAAAACAUUAUAUGAAUGCCUAUCAGAAAUCAGAUGCUUCUCAAGACAGUCUCAAAACAAAUCUUUUACUUUUGUGUACAGACUUUCCAUCCAAAUAAAUCAGAAUUCAAUACACUCUGCUUACAGCCAGUAACAUGCAACAGCAUUACAUAGCUCAGUGUCACUUCCAGCAUUAAACAAUAUAUACUGCAUUUUAA